AUGGUGUACAACGAGAGACGAAACAACAAGAAAACAGUGUCCUAUACCAAACAAGUGGAUGUGGAAAUCGGCACAAACAGGGUUUCACUAUUCAAAGGCAAGAUAUCCCAGGUGAAUGGAAGAAAUGUAAACAUCAGAGAAAUGCCCUUUGAAAAAGAUGGCAUUUUGUUGACGACUGUAGGGCGCCGUUUCGUCAAACUUCAAUCCCCGUCUUGCGGAUUGACCGUGCUUUGGGAUGGCAAGCAUUCUGUGGAAGUGUCUGCCGACAAGGGUAAGUACGGCGGCAAAAUGACUGGAAUCUGUGGGGACUGCAAUGGAAAGAGAGACGACUUCCGCUUGGCCAAUGGAACAAAUGUAUCACAAAUGCCAGCAAAGGAAAAGUACAGGGAAAUCGGAGAUAGUUAUCGCGUGACGGAUGCAAAGAGUCCUAUAUCUGCUAGAUGUGGUCCUACACCGGCAUUUUCAAGUUGCAAUCCGGAACAGACAAAGAGACUCAGUUCCAAUGCAGUAUGUGGAUUGAUGGAGAGUACAUCCGACGAAAAUCCAUUCAAAGCAUGCGUCAAUUGGAUGAAACAGACUAAAGAUGCGGACGGAAACAGUCCAUUUUCUUCUUGUCUUAUUGAUGCUUGCAACAACGACGGAGCUACAUUGAAGACAGUGACCUGCCCCGCCUUAGAGGAAUUCGAAGAAGUAUGUGUAGAGAGUGGUUAUGCCCCACCAGAGGUUAAUAACUGGCGAAACAUCACUUCCUGUCCAUUGACAGAGGUUGAAAAAUGCAGAGAAAAUGAGGAGUACGUAGAAGAUGGAAGUGGAUGUCCCAACACUUGCCUGUCCCCAAAAUCAGAAGAAAGCUGUUCUGAUCCUGAUGUUGCAGGGUGCCAGUGUAAGAAAGGUUUUGUGAGAGAUGGAGAUAUCUGCAUACCUGUCAGUCAAUGUGGAUGCAUUAUACUGAAGAAACGCGUCCCUGUAAACUCAAGCAUACUUUCAAUAGACUGCAAACAGAGAAUUUCCUGCACUCUGAGGAGUGGUGUGCCCGAACUGAAAGAGGAACCAGCAAAGUGUAGUGCUGACGAAAUAUGUAUGAAUCUAAAAGGAAGAGGGGAAUGUAGAAAAGCCCCAGCCAUCGCCGCUGAAGCACCCAUUUCACCUCCUAAAUCUAGCUCACCUGAAACUGCACGUAAAUGUAAAGAAGAGAAAAAGAAUGUGAGGUGUGCUAGCCGUAGAUUACAACUCAGUAGUGGUCGACAGAAGGAGAUCAAAAAGCUUUGUAGACUGGGGAGCACCAGACAAAUAGAAGACGUCAGAGUCCAACUAGUCAAGCAAGAUAAAGUGUCUAAACCUUGCAUCAACAAGAAGUCGUUUCGCUUACUCAAGAGGAAAGGGAGAUGGCAUUUGGAGAUUGUUCCAGAAAAUGCGGUCCCAAUGCUGUUUGGAAGAAGACACGAAGAAGAAGAAGAGGCAAAUGUCAAUGCAAGAGAGGUUAUCGUGGAAAUCCGAAGAAGGGAGGAUGUACCGAAAAUCCACUUCAUGGGCACUUGCAAGUACACGCUGACAAGAACAUUGGAAAAACAACCCUGCGCCUUUAACAUCAUGGUGUACAACGAGAGACGAAACAACAAGAAAACAGUGUCCUAUACCAAACAAGUGGAUGUGGAAAUCGGCACAAACAGGGUUUCACUAUUCAAAGGCAAGAUAUCCCAGGUGAAUGAAAGAAAUGUAAACAUCAGAGAAAUGCCCUUUGAAAAAGAUGGCAUUUUGUUGACGACUGUAGGGCGCCGUUUCGUCAAACUUCAAUCCCCGUCUUGCGGAUUGACCGUGCUUUGGGAUGGCAAGCAUUCUGUGGAAGUGUCUGCCGACAAGGGUAAGUACGGCGGCAAAAUGACUGGAAUCUGUGGGGACUGCAAUGGAAAGAGAGACGACUUCCGCUUGGCCAAUGGAACAAAUGUAUCACAAAUGCCAGCAAAGGAAAAGUACAGGGAAAUCGGAGAUAGUUAUCGCGUGACGGAUGCAAAGAGUCCUAUAUCUGCAUGUGGUCCUACACCGGCAUUUUCAAGUUGCAAUCCGGAACAGACAAAGAGACUCAGUUCCAAUGCAGUAUGUGGAUUGAUGGAGAGUACAUCCGACGAAAAUCCAUUCAAAGCAUGCGUCAAUUGGAUGAAACAGACUAAAGAUGCGGACGGAAACAGUCCAUUUUCUUCUUGUCUUAUUGAUGCUUGCAACAACGACGGAGCUACAUUGAAGACAGUGACCUGCCCCGCCUUAGAGGAAUUCGAAGAAGUAUGUGUAGAGAGUGGUUAUGCCCCACCAGAGGUUAAUAACUGGCGAAACAUCACUUCCUGUCCAUUGACAGAGGUUGAAAAAUGCAGAGAAAAUGAGGAGUACGUAGAAGAUGGAAGUGGAUGUCCCAACACUUGCCUGUCCCCAAAAUCAGAAGAAAGCUGUUCUGAUCCUGAUGUUGCAGGGUGCCAGUGUAAGAAAGGUUUUGUGAGAGAUGGAGAUAUCUGCAUACCUGUCAGUCAAUGUGGAUGCAUUAUACUGAAGAAACGCGUCCCUGUAAACUCAAGCAUACUUUCAAUAGACUGCAAACAGAGAAUUUCCUGCACUCUGAGGAGUGGUGUGCCCGAACUGAAAGAGGAACCAGCAAAGUGUAGUGCUGACGAAAUAUGUAUGAAUCUAAAAGGAAGAGGGGAAUGUAGAAAAGGUAAUCCAUUUUGAACGAUUUUUUUUUCAGUUAAGUCUAAGUUAUUAAUAAU
Molecule: messenger RNA, 2753 nt
Organism: Saccostrea cuccullata (small rock oyster)
Lineage: Eukaryota; Metazoa; Mollusca; Bivalvia; Ostreida; Ostreidae
Product: zonadhesin-like
Exons: 13
Coding region: 1-2715 (904 amino acids)
Biological process (GO): blood vessel development; regulation of angiogenesis
Cellular component (GO): extracellular matrix
Source: RefSeq, a predicted model, not a curated record